AACAAUGUUUUGGUUCCUGGCGGUGACGUAAUACACAAAAACAUGGUUCCCUUGUUUUGAACCUGAAAAGCGUGCUAAGUGCUUCUUUAACUUCCCUGCGCACGGAGACACCAUCGCGAAACCGAGUGACGCGGAAAUAUUAACACGGACGAUGGCUCAGGCCGUGGAAACGUGCGCCGAGUCUGGACGCAGGCUGCGCUCCAUCUGCCGGAGGAUGUACGACGAGAACGAGGAUCUGUCAGAUGUCGAGGAGAUCGCGAACAUCCGAGGGUUUAGUGUCGAGGAAAAGCUCGCCAGUGACCGUUACAACGCGAACUUUGUCCGCUGGAUGGACGGCAAAGACUUCACCUAUGAAUAUGUGCAAAGGGAGGCUCUCAGAAUCCCACUGAUUUUUAAGGAGAAAGAUGGAUUAGGGAUAAGAAUGCCUGAUGCAGAAUUUACAGUGAGUGAAAUUAAAGGUUUAGUUGGCAGUCGUCGGUCAGUGGACGUUAUGGAUGUGAGCACUCAGAAAGGCUCUGAAAUGAGCAUGGCUCAGUUUGUCCGUUACUAUGAGACACCGGAGGAAGAACGGGACAAACUGUUCAACGUCAUCAGCUUGGAGUUCAGCCACACUAAGCUGGAAAACUUCAUCAAGCGACCUACAGUGGUGGAUCAGGUCGACUGGGUGGACAAUAUGUGGCCUCCAGAUCUGAUACAAAGCCAAACAGAAGCCACCAAUGUAAUCUCAGAGAUGAAGUAUCCUAAAGUGCAAAGGUACUGUUUGAUGAGUGUGAAGGGUUGCUACACAGACUUUCAUAUUGACUUUGGGGGAACGUCAGUUUGGUAUCACGUAUUCAAGGGACAGAAAGUGUUCUGGCUGGUGCCUCCAACUAAUCAUAACCUUGCUCUGUACGAGGACUGGGUUCUGUCGGGCAAACAGAGCGAUAUCUUCCUGGGAGACCGCACAGAGGGGUGCCAGAGAGUGGAGCUUCAACAAGGAUACACCUUCUUCAUCCCAUCUGGGUGGAUCCAUGCUGUCUAUACUCCUAAGGACACGCUGGUGUUUGGAGGCAACAUCCUGCACAGCUUCAAUAUUCCAAUGCAGCUUACAAUUCACGAGAUAGAGAACAGGACCAAGGUUCGGUCCAAGUUUCGUUUUCCGUUCUACUAUGAAAUAUGCUGGUACGUGCUGGAGCGAUAUCUACACUGCCUGACCAAAAGGUCCUACCUUUCCCAGGAGACCCGCAAAGAGCCGGUACUAAUGGAUGAUGAGACAAAGACCAACACAGAGAGCCCAUUCUCUGACUCGAGGAGUCAGGACAUGAAUGAGGACUCGCAGGACGGCCCCUGCUCACCUGAGGGAAAGGGCCAGCAGCUCAAAGCCGCGUUAUCUGUGGACUCUGAGGACAGCUGUAAUCCGGGCUCCGUGUGUCUAGAUUUCCCCAAAACCCCGUUGGACUCUCCAGCGUCAGAGUCUCUGAGCAAAUGGACGCAUUUGACGGAGUUUGAGCUGAACGGACUCAGGACGCUGGUCGAGAAGCUGGAGUCGCUCCCUGAAAAUAAGAAAUGUGUUCCAGAGGGGAUAGAGGACCCACAGGGUCUGCUGGAGGACAUGAAGGUUGCCUUAAAGGAACAUGCUGACGAUGACCCCAAGUUCGCCAUUACCGGCGUUCCUGUAGUGUCCUGGCCGAAGAAAAGCACGAAGCCCCGGCUUCCCAACCGGCCGAAACCUAAGAUGGCAGCUUCCCCUGCAUCAGCAGUCAAGCUGUCGGCUACGCGGGGAACAUCUGGCGCCAGGAGGAGAAGAACGCGCUGUCGAAAGUGUGAGGCGUGCCUGCGGACGGAGUGUGGGGAAUGCCACUUUUGUAAAGACAUGAAGAAGUUUGGUGGGCCCGGUCGCAUGAAGCAGUCCUGCAUCAUGAGGCAGUGCAUUGCACCGGUUCUGCCCCACACAGCAGUGUGUCUCAUCUGUGGCGAGGCAGGGAAGGAGGACACUGUGGAGGAUGACGAGGAGAAGUUUAACCUGAUGCUCAUGGAGUGUUCCAUCUGUAACGAGAUAGUUCAUCCCAACUGUCUUAAGGUUAAGGAUUCAAAUGGCGUAGUGAAUGAUGAGUUGCCAAACUGCUGGGAGUGCCCGAAGUGCAACCACGCAGGGAAAACGGGGAAAGCCUCAAAGCAAAAAAGGGGGCCAGGAUUUAAGUACGCGUCAAACCUUCCUGGCUCGCUGCUGAAGGAGCCGCGCUUGAACCGGGAUUUGAAAGAGGAGCCCGACCUGCCCAUCGUGGCGGCCGCAACCUUUGCUGCUCUGACGGCCACGUCCGCUGUGAAGAGAAAGGCAGAUCGGGACGAGAUCCUGAAGAGGAAGGACGAGGAGCCCCCGAGGAAACGGUCCCCGCUGCUGUCGCUGGACGGGCCUCCUCGGCCGAGGCUCGAGGAAAACCCGCUGCGCAAAAAGAGGAAACUUUUCGACACGAACGAAGAACCUGUCAUUGUGAAAAAAAGGAAGAAACUUUUAAGACUGGAUGAUCCCUUAAAUCCAAAGGUGCUGCGUCAUAUCAACACAGAGAACGAUCACGGUGACGAUGACGACCUGGAGGAUCAUGAAGACGAUGGAUUUUCCCUGGACAGAUUCCAUUUAAUAGAGAAACACGAGUAUGACGACGAGGAACCAGAAGAAGAGGAAGAGGAGAUGCUGGCAAAACAGAGAGACAUUUUAGAAGACAAAACUAAAGUCUUGUUAAGUCCAUUGCUGAGAACAUCUGCAGUCCGGGAGAGCGACCAGUCGUUACCCAGCUUCACCCUGCCUCGAGCUGGACCCAGCGGUGAAAUGGCAGCUGCUCAGGAGAGGAGCUUUGCUCAGCUGAAGGCCCGCCAUCAGCGCCGACGCCCCCUCAACAAGGAGCUGAGCAAAAAUUUUAACCAGGAGAUUAUCAAGAUGGAAGACUGUCUGACCAAUCAGAACCACGGGUCCGUGAAGACAGAGGACGGUCUCCUCAACCACAACCGACGGCCCCUUAAGAAUGAGGACUCUGUGACCAAUCAGAACCGUAAGCCACUAAAAACAGAGGAUUUAAUCACUAAUGAGAGCCGUAAGGCUCUUAAGAUGGAGGAUGGUGUGGCCAAUCAAAACAGACGACCCCUGAAGACUGAGGACAGUCUGGCCAAUCAGAACUGCAGGCCAGUUAAAACGGAACCUGAGAGUGACGUUGACGAGCAGAAGCCUACAUGGCCUCUGAACCACAGCAGCAGCGACCUGGGCGACUGGCUGCGACAGAGGGGCCGGGAGGUGAACGGGACCCCGCGGGGCUACUCGCCGCUGGGCUGGAACAGAAGCCCGCCCGUCACGCCCGUCACGCCCGUCACGCCCGUCACGCCCGUCACGCCCAUGUGCCCCCGGCCGCUCCCCUGCAGGUCGCCCCCGAAAUGCAUCCAAAUGGAGCGGCACGUGAUCCGGCCCCCGCCCAUAAGCCCCCCGCCCGACAGGCUGCCGCUGAGCGACGGCGAGGCCCACGUGAUGCGGCGGGAGACGUGGAUGCUGGUGUUCGGCCACCUGACCCACAGAGACCUGUGUGUGUGCAUGCGCGUCUGCAGGGCCUGGAACAGGUGGUGCUGCGACAAGAGGCUCUGGACGCAGAUCAAUCUGAACCGCUGCAAGUCCAUCACGCCGCUGAUGCUGAGCGGCAUCAUCCGGAGGCAGCCGGUGGCUCUGGACCUCAGCUGGACCAACAUCUCCAAGAAGCAGCUCAGCUGGCUCAUCAACAGACUUCCAGGUCUGCGUGUGCUGCUGUUGUCAGGAUGCUCCUGGGUGGCCGUCUCCGCUCUCUGCACCUCCAGCUGUCCCCUUCUGCGAACUCUGGACGUUCAGUGGGUUGAGGGCCUGAAAGACGCCCAGAUGAGGGACCUGCUGUCUCCUCCUACAGAUAACAGGCCAGGUCAGCUGGACAACAGGAGUAAGCUGCGUAACGUGGAGGACCUGCGGCUGGCGGGGUUGGACAUCACCGACACGUCCCUGCGCCUCAUCAUCCGCUACAUGCCGCUGCUGUCCAAGCUGGACCUCAGCUACUGCAACCACGUCACCGACCAGUCCGUCAACAUCCUGACGGCCGCGGGCACGACCACCAGAGACUCGCUCACCGACAUCAACCUGUCAGUGUGUAACCGGGUCACGGACCAGUCGCUGGCCUACUUCAAGCGCUGCGGGAGCAUCUGCCACAUCGACCUGAGGUACUGCAAACAGGUGACGAAGGAGGGCUGCGACCAGUUCGUGGCGGAGAUGUCGGUCAGCGUGCAGUUCGAGCUGAUCGAGGAGAAGCUGCUGCAGAAGAUCAGCUAGGCGGACGAGCGCGGGGCCGCGUCCACACGGAGGCAGCAGACGACCGACCGCGCCGACUACUGAACACACAGUCCGCUUCAAGGGAAGCGGCGCUGCUAAGCCGGAAUGUAGAAAUGGCAAAUCUUGUCCAACGGAGGCAAUACUGCAAAAACCCUGUUGUUUAUAAGUAAUUUAUUUCUUAUUACGUCACGAUUAUCUUUUGGUGUUCAUAGAUCUGUUUUUGUUACGAUGCAAGAUGCGUUGCAUUAGAGGAAAUAUUUUUGUAUCAGAAAGUGUUUCAUACAUUUAUGUGCAGUAUUAAAUGCACCAGUGUACAGUAUCAUAAUACUGAACUUGUAAUCGCUCAGCUUUGCUGUUAAGCUCUUUAUUACUGAGACAAAGGUCUAAUCAUUCAUUGCCAAACUGACGGUAGUUUGAUCUUCAGUGAGUGUGUUUCUAUUUUUUCCUGGUUGGACAAAGGUUUUGUCCAUUUUGCUUUUUCUAACAGUGUUGUUGUGGAUGGAAUACAUCAAAGUGAACAUUAAAAAGUCAUUUGCACUGAUAAAGUCACUACUAAUACCUGAAUGUAUUCACAUACACAAACCAUGUGCAGUGUAUAAAGCAUAUUUUUUCCAAACCUAAGCGUUCUCCUAUAAACAGCUUCUAGUUACUUUAGCUGCUAAAACUAAAGUGUCCAUCAGUCGUCACCACCCUCUAGUAUCAUCGCUGCUUUUGUGAUGCUCUGCAUGCAGCGGAGAAGUCUCUUCAUGCUACAGUAGAUUUAGUAACAGUCAAUAUAAUCAUCUGUUUACUCGUGUCCUCAGCUGAACUCUGUAUGAUAAAAGACUGAGACUUGCUGCUGAGUCACUCCCAGCUGGGUUUUUCAUCUGCAGAUCUCUAUUACAGUCAUUUUCUAAAGCAAACGUCACGUCAUGACACAACAAGCACUGUUUCUCCACAUCUGUCCUAAAAGAUAUGUAAAUUGCAGAUGUUUUGUUAGAUAAUUCACUAAAAUACACAUAUUUCUUUUUUUAUUGUUUCCUAAAAGUUUUAUUUUUUUAUUGUGUUACAGGACUUCCCCCCUAAGACAUGAAUCAGUUUGGAUCACACAUUUUGCUACUUCCCAGCGUAACUGUUUCAAAGAUCUUUAAACCUUUGACUGAAAUAACGAUUUGAUUUUGAAGCCCAUGAGUAUUUUAGUACAUCGUUGUAAAUGUUCUCUGUACAUAAUGUAAAUGUAAAGCCUCUAGGAAAAGUUAAGUCCACCUUUGAGAUAUUAAAUUCAUUUUAAAUACGGA
Molecule: messenger RNA, 5589 nt
Organism: Betta splendens (Siamese fighting fish)
Lineage: Eukaryota; Metazoa; Chordata; Actinopteri; Anabantiformes; Osphronemidae
Gene: kdm2bb
Product: lysine-specific demethylase 2B
Exons: 21
Coding region: 152-4312 (1386 amino acids)
Biological process (GO): protein demethylation; regulation of transcription by RNA polymerase II
Molecular function (GO): transcription coregulator activity; zinc ion binding; DNA binding
Source: RefSeq, a predicted model, not a curated record